GGAUAAUCGAGACUAUGUCUAAGAGGAAAAAUGUCAUUUUGUUUUAGCUUAAUUUACUAGAACAAUCACCAGCAGCAAAAUGGGUGGCACUUUAACAACGAGGAGAAAUACGGGCGUGGAAACUGUUGACAUCGCUGCUAGUAAUGCCUACAGAUACCCACCGAAAACUGGUCAAUACUUUGGCACUCAUUUUAUUAUGGGCGGAGAAAGAUUUGAUUCACCCCAGCCCGGAGAAUACCUGUUUGGUGAAAAUGAGGACCUCAACUUUCUGGGAAAUAAACCUAUUCCUUUUCCAUACCCAGUUCCUGGUGGUAAUGAACCAACCAAGACCCUGAAAAGCCUUGUGUACAUCCGGAAAGAUUCUCUGCGUCUUGUCAAGUCGGCCCUCUGGGAGAAGGUGCCACUCGACAAAGAUGAGAAGGAGUGCAGCAGUCCACAGUACAACAUCGAGUUCACGUUUGAUGCCGACUGUCGGUGCACCGUGACAAUCUACUACCUCGCCACUGAGGAGGUCAGCAGCGGACAACUCAUCUACCAUGCGAAAGAUGCUUCAAUGACGUCCGAGACAUACCACUACAAGAAGGGGGCGGGUCAGGUGUUCUCGCAGUCCAGUCACAUCAUCGACCCCAGCAGACACCCCGCUGAUGAGUGGCUGUUCUCUGCUGAAAAGGAGACCAUACCUGUUGUUAUACAGUGCUGUGUAGAAGAGGAAGAACAUGCAGGACAUUGUCAUGUGACAUUUGCCUCCAUUGAGAAAACAUCGGACAACAACUACUCACUGAAACCUUUGAAGCAGAAACAAUUCGUUGAUGGGCUGUCCUACUUGCUCCAAGAAAUAUAUGGCAUAGAGAACAAAAACAUGGAACGAUCCAAGUUGGACCCCGACGACGAUGUCGAGGACAGUGGAGCGGAGUGUGUCAUCUGUAUGUCAGACAUGCGUGACACGCUCAUCCUGCCGUGUCGUCACCUGUGUCUGUGCAGCGCGUGUGCCGAGUCUCUGCGGUACCAGGCCAGCAUGUGUCCCAUCUGCCGCGUCAAGUUCCGUGCCCUGCUCCAGAUACGAGCCAUGAGGAAGAAGCUGCCUCCAUCCACCUUGCAGCCGGGUGAGAACACUGAGGAGACCGCAGUAAGUCAGGAGGGAGUUCCGGCGGGAUACGAAGCAGUCACUCUGAUUGAAGCUUUGAAUGGACAGUGUGUGCCUCCACCUGGUGAAAGUGGUCCUCCCAUGCCUAUUGUCACACCAGGCACGAUGUUUACUCUGGAAAACUCGAAGAAGAAACCUUCACAGGUGAAGGACAUGACCCGGAUUGAGUACCAGAAGGAGAUGGACCCCGAGAAAGAUCUCAGUGUAAAGACGAAACCAGACAAACAAACUAACAUCCCAAACACCGAGGUCGCCCCAGAAGUUGUCACUCCACAAGUGGCGGAAAUAGACGAAAAAUCAGUCACUUCACCCAAACCAGCUGAUAUUGAAUAUUACGCAGAAGAUAAGACCGUAACUCCUCCAGAGCCAGAGGAAGAUUACACAAACGAUGAAAGGAAGAAAUCUGCAUCUAAGAAGUCUCUUGCUACGUAUGAAGACGGCGAUGGUGUGGGUGUUCAAGAUGAAGCCAUCAAGCUGUACAAGAUGGCCACCAUGGAGAUGGAGGUGGAUGAGCGCGGAGAUGGAAAGAUGAUCGGCGCGGUGUCGCUGGGUCACAUGGCCGACGAUGAACACGAAGACACGUCCGAGGCGGAGCCAGAACCGGAUUAUGAUGAUCCGGACGAGGACCAGCACGCCACGGAAGACACAGGCAAGUUGGACUCGUACGAGACUGGUGUGGUGUACCACGUGGCUGGACACGGAGACGACGGACAGUACCACGCGUUGAGCGUCAUCGAGCACAUGAACCUAUCGGACGCGCCCGGCAGUGCCAACAGCAGCACGGAGGCGUCGAGCUAUGGCAGCAACAGUAGCUCACAGGCCCUGCUCACCCACGUGGAGACACCCGAGGAGAGCGUUGGUACCAAACGCACAGAUGUGUAGGUGCCUCACAGAUGUGUAGGUGCCUCACAGAUGUGUAGGUGCCUCACAGAUGUGUAGGUGUCUCACAGAUGUAUAGGUGCUUCACAGGUGUGUAGGUGUCUCACAGAUGUGUAGGUGUCUCACAGAUGUGUAUUGUGUCUCACAGAUAUGUAGGUGUCUCAAAGAUGUGUAGAUAUCAGACAGAUGUGUAGGUGCCUCACAUGUGUAGGUGCCUCAGAUGUGCAGGUGCCUCAGAUGUGUAGGUGUCUCACAGGUGUGUAGGUGUCUCACAGAUGUGUAGAUGUUUCACAGAUGUGUAGAUGUUUCACAGAUGUGUAUUGUGACUGACAGAUGUGUAUUGUGUCUCAGGUGUGUGGGUGUCCUACACAUGUUUAGAUGCCCUACAGAUGUGUAGAUGUCCUACAGAUGUGAGAUGUCCUACACAUGUUUAGAUGCCCUACAGAUGUGUAGAUGUCCUACAGAUGUGAGAUAUCCCACAGAUGUGUAGAUGUUGGUGCUUUGUGACAUCACAAGUCAAAACUACAAGACAGUUAUUGUAAAUAUCAUUCAGGCGAUAAUAUAGAUUGGAUAUUAGGUAUUGGGACUAUGUGACAUCACCAAUGUAAACUACAAAACUGUUGUUGUACAUAAUGUUCAGGCAUCAUUCUAGAUUAGAUUAUAGAUGUUGGUGUUUUGUGACAUCACAAAUGAAAACUUCAAAACAGUUGUACAUAGAGUUAAGGCGAUAUCCCUGUAAAGCUAUCACAUGAUUAGGUAUAUAGAUGUUGGUGGUUUGUGACAUCACAAAUGAAAACUUCAAGACAAUAGUUGUGCUUAGAGUUGAGACGAUAUCCUUAUAAAGCUAUGAUUACAAAAGUCAUUAUUGUCAUAUACUCCAUUUAAAUCAUGUGUCACAGUGUACAGAAUACAUUACCCUUUUGACCAAAUACAUAACUACAUUACACCAGAACUCAUCAUUUUCUUUUACAAAACCCAUAACUACAAAAUACACAAUUCUUCACAAAACAUAUAACUACGAUAGAGCAACACAAAAACCAUAUUCAAAUUAGUUUGAAUAUUUUACAUCAUAUUUUAUUUAGCCCAAAGAGUCUUCAAGGUAUACAAAUUUACAGAAUUUGAAUCAAUCCAAGUAUAAAAUACUAGCAGACAUUUUUUACAUAUUGGUGAACCAUCAAUGGCUGUUUAACGACACCCCAGCACAGACAAUAAGUGUAUGACUUUGUGAUACAUCAGUGAACCACGUUACAGGCAAAUGUUCAUUACAUGUCAUCAAAGCAGUAGUUACAACUUACAUGUGACAUAAGCAAAUGUCAGUGAUAUGUGUUACAAGCUGAAGUUAAACAUGUUCAAACAAAGAUUGUAUUCAAAACAGUAGUUGCCGAUCUAGAAGUUAUGACUUGUGCAUUCAGUUACAUGUUACAACCAUACGUUAGUUUCAUGUAUUUUAAAGAAGUUAUGAACUAUAAUAAACAGAAGCAUGCUAUGUGUUUCUAGCUGUAUUACAUUACCUGUACAUGUGUAUUACAAACUAUAUUACACAGUGCUUGAAAUUAAGGCAAUUUUGAAAUGUUUUUACUUGCUCACUUGUAAUGGUUAUUAAUUUUAUCCAGCAGCAAAAACUGACAUCAAUCCGUAAAGUUCCUGACCUUCAACAAUCCAUGUUACAACUAUAGCAGUUGUCUGUGUCAAUGUUAAAGUUCCUGACCUUCAACAAUCCAUGUUACAACUAUAGCAGUUGUCUGUGUCAAUGUUAAGUUCGAGCCCUGUUAGAUUAUGGUAUAAUUUUGCUAGUUAUAUCAAUUUGGUAUUACAUUACAUGUGUUACAAGCUAUAUUACAAUGUUGCCAGCUAUAUUGGUAUUACAUUACAUGUGUUACAAGCUAUAUUACAAUGUUGCCAGCUAUAUUGGUAUUACAUUACAUGUGUUACAAGCUAUAUUACAAUGUUGCCAGCUAUAUUGGUAUUACAUUACAUGUGUUACAAGCUAUAUUACAAUGUUGCCAGCUAUAUUGGUAUUACAUUACAUGUGUUACAAGCUAUAUUACAAUGUUGCCAGCUAUAUUGGUAUUACAUUACAUGUGUUACAAGCCAUGUUAAAUGUUGCCAGCUAUAUUGGUAUUACAUUACAUGUGUUACAAGCUAUAUUAAAGGGUGAUUAGUUACAUAACAGUACAUAAUUAUGCUACUAGCAGAACUGUGUACUGUUUGGGAUUUUAGAUUGUGUAGGCCUCAUGGUUUCAUAGAAAUGACUGUUUCUAAAAGAUCUGUUGCCCACUGUCAUAUCUCUGCUUACCGGUAAUCAUUUUCGAAUCACAUAGCAUGGACCUGAAAAAGUGUUGCCCAUGAAAUUUGAAGUCCUGAGGGCUGUUUGUGCGUCAUGUAUAAUAAAGCAAAUUACUUACAGCAGUUAUUUUGUGUAUAGCUUUGACUGCUGUGACAGAUGAAGUAAUAUUGUGAUUGUGCUGUACCAGCAGAAAAGUAUUGCUAUAAAAAUCUAAAUGUAUAAAUUAUGCAAUAAUGGGUUGAUGUAUAUAUAUAUUGUAAAUAAAUGUACGUUGUCACUGGAGUUAUAGGUCCGAUUCAGAAUAAACAGUGUAUAUUGUA
Gigantopelta aegis is the source of this 4630-nucleotide messenger RNA. RefSeq names its product probable E3 ubiquitin-protein ligase MGRN1. The transcript has 14 exons. The record is from RefSeq and is a predicted model, not a curated record. Bases 80 to 2026 code for a protein of 648 amino acids. NCBI's taxonomy places the organism in Eukaryota, Metazoa, Mollusca, Gastropoda, Neomphalida, Peltospiridae. Gene Ontology annotation, biological process: protein ubiquitination. Gene Ontology annotation, cellular component: cytoplasm. Gene Ontology annotation, molecular function: ubiquitin protein ligase activity.